This is a messenger RNA of Labrus bergylta (ballan wrasse), 2364 nucleotides long. RefSeq names its product migration and invasion inhibitory protein (gene miip). Gene Ontology annotation, biological process: negative regulation of G2/M transition of mitotic cell cycle; negative regulation of cell migration. Lineage: Eukaryota; Metazoa; Chordata; Actinopteri; Labriformes; Labridae. The record is from RefSeq and is a predicted model, not a curated record.
AUGACUGGAAUACUGAACAGCAGCUCACCCAUGCAGUUCCACACCAUUGGCUCCACAGGGGAUCAGGCACAUGAUUACGUCUGUGACCCUGCUCCACCUGCAACACCAUCAUUAUUGCAUCCACGGAUGGACAGGUUUAUUGUCAUCAUGCCACAAAGGAGGAAGCUGCCCUUUAGGGGAGAGCCUGAGGAGAGGAGAGAGUCUGAGGAGAGGAGAGAGAGAGAAUCUGAGGAGAGGAGAGAGAGAGAGUCUGCAGAGGUCGUCAUCCUGACCGAUGUAGACCCCGCUCUAGCCAGGGCAGCCCUCGCCAAACCUACAGUGACAUUUGCAGAUGAAUGUGAGAAUCAAACCAGAGUCCAAGGCGAUGGAUCAAGACCAUGUUUGACCUCCAAACACAGCAGAGAGACAGCUGACCGUAGGCCUACAACAGCAUCAGACCAUUUCAAAAACAGCGACAGGCCUUCUCAAGUCCACAACAGGCUGCGGGACACAAGGCCACCCAGCACCAAGUCCUGUCUAAGAAGUCAGAGUGAGGAGCAGAGGGAGGAGUGGAGGCGUGUCACGUCUCCGGUUGAUGGAUGUGAAGAGAUAUGUGCGUCUGACAGGCGUCAUUUGCAGCCUCUACUGGGAUACGACUGGAUAGCAGGAGUCCUUGACACUGAAGACUCCUUGAUUGAGCACACUGACGCUUUCUACAAUGACCUGCGCAUGUUUCGAUCGCUUAACAGAGACGAGUGUGUCCACAGCUCACAAGCAGAAUUUUCAGAGGAGAGCCAUUCAGUGCUGCCACCUCUAACUGGCAGUGAUGACCCAGAGGCUAAUGUGGAUACUCAUCAGUGUACUUUCUCCUACAGGAUAAACAGCAGACUGUUCCCGGUGCCUCUUCACUCUCAGGAAUGCUGCACGGUUUGCAAAAAGCACAAGUCCUCCCACCCUCACACUACUGCUGAACCAGCACUCAUCAGGGUCAGCAUCCCUCGCUCCACCCUCUUGCCAUCUUACAAAUACAAAGCUCAUCGUCGAUGCAGUUUUGACCCUUCGGACAGUUUGGGGUUACCAUCACACUGUCUCUCUGGCUGGUCAAACAAAGGUCAGAGCACGCUGCCUCCACCCAGCAGCCUCGACCUGAGGAGCAGUCUGAACAAAAAGAGCUCCACCGAGUUACUAUUAGAGGAUUUCCCUGAAUCCAAAAAGUCCAGUAACCAGGUGUGUGACCAGAUCUCAGAUGUCUCCUGCUUGGCUCGUCACAAAUUCCAACACUUCUCUCCUAAAAGGAAACUGGGAGGCAAAUCUUCCCCAAUGUACUGACAAGUCGUCAACAUCUGCUUUAUUGAUUUUAGCAGUUCCUGUUAACCUUCCCAUGAUGCCCGAAAUGACUUCCUUUUUAAGUAUCUGCAAUGUAUUUUUUUGUUUUUAAAUGUUUAAAUUUCAGUAAUCUCUGCUUUAAUGUGAAUUUUAUAAGUAGAGUUGAUACAAUGAUUUGAAUAGAGAAUGCCAGACUGCAUUGACAUCUGUAGUGAGAGGGUCAUGCAUAAUCAGCAGAAAAUGAAAUGCUAGAUAUUAGCAUUUAUUUCCUGUUGGAACAAAUUUAGACACCAAAUGUGACUGUCAUCAGCCUCACGCACGAGACAAGAAAAUAAAUCACAACCAUAAAGAAUUUUUGAAUCAUCUCAGUUACUCAGACAAAACCGCCUUUCCAGCUCUUUGCUAUGGCUCUUAAUUCACUUCUGCUUUCUACUUCCUUUGCCGCUUCCUUAAAACAGGACAGAGAGCCAGACUGUAGAGCGGCUGUCAUUGCAAAGGAUGUUUUUCACAAGAAACCACCAAGAGCUCUGUGUCACAGUUUCUGAAUCAGUUCCACCUAUGACACUUCAGUUUUUCCACUUUGUACAUUAUGAGCUAAAACAAUUGAAGACACGAAAAUAUGUAAGUGCUCAUUCAAUGAAAUGAAAUGAAUGAAAUGUAACUGUUGAUUGAUUCAUGUUGAAGAGCAACAUAUCUGAUUCUUUUUUUUUUUCUUGUUGUCUUUUGAACUUCAAACUGCUUUGUUUUUUUUGCUGCACAAACCGCCGGUUUCAAAGCCAAACGCCGCCCGCUUCUGUUAUCUGUUACCAUACAGUUGAUCUUUAUCGCAGAUCUCGGAUUCUACGACACGUGAAGCGUUGUGCUAGAUCACAUUUGUGAUAAUGAGUUUCAGUUCAACACAAACUGAAGAAGCACCUUGUAUUUUAAUUCUCUGUUCUUUUCAACUUGUAGAAACAACAAAGUCUUUGCUUUGAACAGACCACAAUGACAUUUUUCAGGAAUGAUAAUCUGUGAUUUGUAUUUUUCAAAGUGAAAUAAAUCACAUAAAACAUUAGUAAA